AUGUUUCAAAAGCUGGACAAGGUUAAGCAAGCUUUUGAUGAAGCAGUUCGUUGCUUGGAUGCAUCAUUGAGUGGAUCACCUAGUGAAAAAAAUCCAUCUGUUAGAUGGCAUCAAACAAUUGAUUCCAUAUUUGAGGAGAUAAAACGCAGAGUACCUGACAUUCAGGUUCUCCUUAGAAUUUAUCACCAAAAUGUUGCAUAUGAACAAAAGUCGUCAUCUGACAUAAUGUCUGAUGAAGUAGCUGAAGAAUAUACAAGAAAUAGCAUGAUACAUGAAGUGAUUCUGAAAUUGAUAAAAUAUUAUCACAAAUUUUUACCAGAAGCAGUUAUGGAAUCUAAAUUUGACAUAGGCAAAUUUAUUCCUUCAAAUCUUGAAGAAAUUCGACCAACAAUGCAAUUGCAUCUAUUGGAAUUGUUAUUAAUUUCUAAUUUUAAUUUGACCAAUAAACCAGAUUUGGUCUUGCAAUUACUUGAGGAAUCUAUUUCAAUCUUUUUCAAAGAUCCAUUUCCUUAUAUUGAUGAACUAUCUCAAAUUAUCAAUGAUGUUAACUCGGAUGUACGGCAGAUUGAUAUAAUGGAUGUUGAUGAGUUGCGAAUUGCCAAAGACAUUAGCAUAGAUUUCGCAGAAAAACUCUGCAAUAUUUACUAUGGCUCAAAAGACAUACCUUUUUCAUAUCCGUUCAGUCCACUUCUGGCGGUUGUUAUGAAACAAUAUCAGAAUAUGAAACCCAUUACUGUUGAAGUCACCUCGUUUUUACACAAACUAUUUAAAAAUUUGCUGAAUAAACAAAUUACAACAUCAUAUUUGGAUGUUUAUGUAAAACAAUUAAAUAAAAUAAUUGGUAGUUCUUUGAAAAAUUUGGAUAGAAAGAGUGAUAAGAAUUAUAUUGGGGAUUUAGAAACUCAUUUUCAACAAUUUAAUUCAUGCAAUAUUAAAUGGAGUAAUAAUAAAGACGAAAGUCGAAAAAUGAUUGAAGAUACAGUAAUAUUGCAGUUCAUUGAAGCCUAUAUGCCUCCUGGUUUAAUAGAUAAUGAGAAUGCAAAAAAUUUUCAAUUUAUAGGAAAACCAACCCAUUUUUUAUUGGUCAAAAUUAUUGAUUCAAGUGUUGUGCGAUUCAUUCUUGAUAAUAUGAAUACUCUUAAAGCAAAGAUAUUAUCUUGUCUCAUUAUCUGCAGUCCUGAGAUUAGAUUGGAAUUUGUUAAUUUAAUCUUGCUUAGUCCACGAUUAUUAGAAUCAGUUUCUCUAAAAGGCAUUAUAAUUAUUGUUUCGACAUUUAUUGACAUUGUAUCAUCAAAAACACAUUUGCAAAUCGAUUGGUCGCCAGUUGUGACCGAAAGUAAUAAGAAUGCAAUCAAAGUGAUAUCAGACAAAUGUGCACUUCGGUUUUUUCGCAGUAUAACGACGUCUUACACAGAAAAAUCACCGUCAAUUUAUGCCAGUGUUGUUUGUGUAUUGAUGAGUUUGAGUCCACCAAUGGAUUUAAUGAAGACUUUAAAACUUUCUAUUCAAAAGGGAUCUUUCGACUUAUUCAGUUUGGAUUAUUUGAGUAUAAUUGAACGUCACUUAGCAAAUAAUAUUAAUGAUUAUGAUGAACAGGAUCUUAAAACAUUUAUUUCUAGUUGUCUUCAUCAAGCAACUUUAUUUAUGGAAAAGGAUAUUUUCAAAAAUUGUAGCAAUGAAGCAUUGAAAGCCAUUUUUAACAAAAUUGAUGAUUUGAUAAAAUUUGUUCCAAAGUCAACUAGUCUGGAUGCAAAUAUUAUCGGAGAGUUCAUUUUUGUUCUUUUGGAAAAAAAAAUUGACGAACCAACAAUUUUAAGGUGUAUAACAUCGCUAAUUGUUACUGCAUAUAAUAAAGAGACAGUAUUUGGACCUUCUUUGGAUAAAGUUGUUGAAGCCAUCAUCAAUAAUCCUCAAUUUAAAGCAUUAUGUGGUGCACCAGAUGCCAUGAUGUGGGGACCUGGAGCAGUCCGCCAAUUUGACAGACGAAGCUUGAUGGGGCAAAGAAUUCUUGUUGAAUCAUUAGAUCUAAUUGAUCCCAUUAUAAUGAUGCAAAGUUAUACCCACUUCCCAAUUGAUAAAGAAUUGGAAGUGCCCUUGAGUUUAACAGAAACUGCAUCUUGCUUAAAAAGUGGUUUAAUCGAAGAUUCUGUUAAGUGGGAAAAGGAUUUACCAGUAUACGAUCCAUCAUAUUUCUUACCAUUAUUUUCAAAUUUGUUAUCAUAUGGAAAUUUAUUGGAUGUCAGAAGAUUCAUUGAAAUCAAUGCGUUAGGAUUUAUUGUCGUUUCAUUAUCAUCUACUGUAGAAAGUCUUUUUGAUUUAAUGAAUAUGAAAUAUGAUUUAAUAUUCCAUCAUGCCGAAAGAUUAAAUGGUUUACCUAUUUCAUUACAGCACGCUACCUUUCGGGAGAAGAGUCAGAUAUUGUUGUUACUCAAUUCAUUGAAGAAUUCAAUUGUGGAUCGUGAUAAUGAAAAUAAGCCACUUCAACGAAUUCCUACAAUUAUCUCAGUAUUUAUUGCACAUGCAUUAAACGUUUUCACAAAUCCUGCUCAUUUCAUGUAUCCGAUAAUUAAUAAGUUUUUGUUACAAAGACCAAUAUUGGAUUUAGAG
Molecule: messenger RNA, 2607 nt
Organism: Racocetra fulgida
Lineage: Eukaryota; Fungi; Glomeromycota; Glomeromycetes; Diversisporales; Gigasporaceae
Source: the annotation of a GenBank genome assembly